Molecule: messenger RNA, 2111 nt
Organism: Lagenorhynchus albirostris (white-beaked dolphin)
Lineage: Eukaryota; Metazoa; Chordata; Mammalia; Artiodactyla; Delphinidae
Product: synaptotagmin-15-like
Exons: 9
Coding region: 1-1941 (646 amino acids)
Biological process (GO): regulation of dopamine secretion; regulation of calcium ion-dependent exocytosis; cellular response to calcium ion
Molecular function (GO): clathrin binding; calcium ion binding; calcium-dependent phospholipid binding
Source: RefSeq, a predicted model, not a curated record
AUGGAGCCUAAGGCCCGCUCCUCGCAGCUAGCUGCGGGUCAGGAGAUGGGGGUGUCUUUCCUUCUCACCACCCAACCGGGUCCUGACCCCAGAGCCUGUGAAGCCCCGCGCCCGCACCAGAGUGCCUGUGUUUUGGUUUCUCACGCUCGCUGCUCCCAUCUUCAUCCACAUCCCCUCCACCGCCUCCCACCGACUCCGCUAAGUGGGCUUGCGGUGAGAGAGGGCUCGGUGGAGGGAGCGGUUUUUAGAGAAAGUUACAGAAUUCAAGCUACAGUCCAGCCUCUCAGCAGGUUCCAGGACCCAAAGGAGCAGGUGGCCCUGGUGAUUGCGGGCAUCCUUGGGGGACUGCUGCUACUGCUGCUGUUGAUGGUGGUGAGCCGGUGUCUCUGGAACAGGCUUUGCGCCACGUUCGCCUAUGAGGAGCUGUCAGGGACCACGGCUGCCUCCAGCACACAGGGACACAAGCUCUGCCCACCGGAUGCCAGGACCCAGGCGAGCAGGCCACCAGGUGUACCAUUCGUGGUGCCCCCUUCCCUCCAAAGCCAAGACUGGGUGCCCCUGAGCAGCAGAGAGUGGGCCCAGGCCCCACAGGACCCCUGCCCAGCCCUGGAGCUCCUGCCUCAUGCCACCCGCAGCAAUCUUGGUGAUCCUCCCAGCCCCUGUGUUGUAGGAGACGCAUGCGUGGUGGGGACCAUCAAUCCAGAGCUCUACAAGAUCCCGGAGGACAAAAGUGAGACCCACUUCCCUGAGGGCUGCCUGGGGCGGCUGUGGUUCUCUGUGGAAUACCAGCAGCGGGCCGAGCGACUGCUGGUGGGCCUGAUCAAGGCACAGCGGCUGCAAGCCCCCUCAGAGCCCUGUAGCCCCCUGGUGAAGCUCCACCUGCUACCGGAUGAGCGGCGCUUCCUCCAGUCCAAGACCAAACGCGGAACAACCAGCCCACAGUUCGACGAGCACUUCAUCUUUCAGGUGCCCAGCAAGAGUGUCACCCAGAGGGUGCUGAGGUUCUCGGUGUACCACGUGGACAGGCAGAGGAAGCACCAGCUCCUGGGCCAGGUGCUGUUCCCCCUGAAGACGGAGACCCUGGCGGGCGACUGUCGGCGCAUCAUCUGGAGAGACCUGGAGGCUGAGAGCCUGGAGCCUCCCUCCAAGUUUGGCGACCUCCAGUUCUGCCUCAGCUACAACGACUGCCUGAACCGCCUCACGGUGAUCGUGCUGCGAGCCAAGGGCCUCCGACUCCUCCAGGAUGACACGAGCUUUGUCAGUGUGCUUGUCAAGGUGUCUCUGAUGAACCACAACAAGUUCGUCAAGUGCAGGAAGACUUCGGCUGUGCUGGGCUCCGCCAACCCUGUGUACAGCGAGACCUUCAGCUUCAAGGCCGACCCUGCCGAGCUGGACACGGCGAGCCUCAGCCUGGCAGUGCUGCAGAGGGCCGACGGGGACAGGAGCUGCGAGUUGGGCCAGGUGGUGGUGGGCCCCUACCUGUACGCCCGAGGCAAAGAGCUGGAGCACUGGAACGAGAUGCUUAGCAAACCCGAGGAGCCGGUGAGGCGCUGGCACGCACUCUGCCGCACCACUGAGCCCUGGCCGCGGCGGGGACCUCGGGUCUGCUCCAGGAGCCCUAUCUCCCCACAGCCAGGCCUGACAGCCACAGGCCUGGACGCCGCAUCCAGCAUUCUCACUGGGCUGCAGGACCAGCCCGAGCCGGGGGAUCACGAGUGCCGAUGUGCGGGAGAGAAGAGACGACAAGAGAGCCCCUGCCAGGACAGUGUUGCAGCCGCUGGGUUACAUCUCACCAGCAUGAGAGGCCCUCCUGACUCAUUCCAUCCUUCUUUACCCGUGGGGCUGCCUGGGCUUGGAAUCCUGGCUCCUGGUCAUCCCAGUCUCGAAUUGGACCGGAAUCUCAGGCAUUGGGAAGAAAUACUCUCUAGAGUGAAAGCAUAACUGUGCACGUUGCAUGGAGUGCCAGGGAAACUUGGAAAACUGAUGAUGUGUUGAUGCUCAGCCUCCACUUUUUUCCUCUGUGGUUUCUCUGCCUUCUGCCUGGUGGAGAAAAUGAACUGCCCAAAGCGUUUAUCUCGGUUGGUCCACAAUAAAUAGCACAAUCUGAGAAA